This is a messenger RNA of Babesia ovata, 465 nucleotides long. RefSeq names its product spermidine synthase, putative. The coding region runs from base 1 to 465 and encodes 154 amino acids. The record is from RefSeq and is a predicted model, not a curated record. The transcript has a single exon. NCBI's taxonomy places the organism in Eukaryota, Apicomplexa, Aconoidasida, Piroplasmida, Babesiidae.
AUGGAUUUGAAUUGUGUGAAGAAUGCCAUUAAUUUGGGGAUUAAGGAGUACGUUGAGAAGCUGGGUAAGGCUUUCAGUGAAGGUGCUGGGGCCGCAACCAUGAGUCCGUUGGAUACGAGUCGUAAGCCCGGUGUUGAAGCCUUCAAGAGUAUAAAAAAUGGUGCACUGUACACAGUGCUGGAUACAAGCAAAGCUGCGAGUGCCCCAAGCCCAGCAUAUGGUCUAGAGUGGGCUCUUCAUGGGAUGAGUACCCACUUAAAUCACUAUCUCAGGAACGGUUCCGAUGUUGUCAGCAAAAUCGUAGAUGAUUUUAUGAAGCCUGUUGACGGCCAGUUGCCUAAAAUUGAUAAUAGCCAGCUAGUGAACAUUGACAACGUCCCGACGUUUUCCCAUUACCAUGGUGGUAAAGGCGAUGGAGGCAAGAAAAGAGCCUUACAUGAUGCCAUCGACCAAAUAAAAAAUUGA